Messenger RNA from Tympanuchus pallidicinctus (lesser prairie-chicken), 1366 nucleotides. RefSeq names its product programmed cell death 5 (gene PDCD5). Gene Ontology annotation, molecular function: DNA binding. NCBI's taxonomy places the organism in Eukaryota, Metazoa, Chordata, Aves, Galliformes, Phasianidae. Gene Ontology annotation, cellular component: nucleus; cytosol. The record is from RefSeq and is a predicted model, not a curated record. Bases 64 to 444 code for a protein of 126 amino acids. The transcript is spliced from 6 exons.
CGCCGUCGGUCGGACCGCGCCGGCGCAUGCGCGGUGCGGCGGCUCCGUGACCGUUCCUCAGCCAUGGCGGACGAGGAGCUGGCGGCGCUUCGGCAGCAGCGCCUGGCUGAGCUGCAGGCCAAGCACGGGGAUACUUCUGCUGAUCCGUCGCAACAGGAGGCAAAGCAGAGGGAAGCGGAAAUAAGAAAUACAAUUUUAGCUCAAGUUCUUGAUCAAGCAGCUCGUGCCAGAUUAAGCAAUUUGGCACUUGUGAAACCAGACAAAGCAAAAGCAGUAGAGAAUUAUCUUAUACAGAUGGCAAGAUUUGGACAGCUACCUGGAAAGGUAUCAGAACAAGGUUUGAUAGAAAUACUUGAAAAAGUGAGUCAGCAAACAGAAAAGAAAACAACAGUAAAGUUCAACAGAAGGAAAGUACUGGAUUCAGAUGAAGAGGAUGAUUAUUAAAUACUACUGUAAGCCUGCCAAAUAAAUGGUUGGACAAAGGCAACAGUUAUCAGGCAGAAUGCAAAGUCUGAAAAUGUUUACGUUUCUUUACUUCUUUUUAAAAUAUAUAUAAAUAUGUAUAAAGGCCAACAAAUGAACUUGUCUUGUAAAAUACACCUGAGAAGGGGAUUUUAUAACUUAAAUUUUUGUAGUAUAAGUGGCCUGAGCAGUGUAUAGUUCUCCACUGCUUGAGUAGCAUGAAAAUUGUUGCCCCUUACUCAGUGUGUAAGCUAUGCUUUCAGCACCCGUACACCCUUAACCUGCUGCUAUUGGAGAUACGGUAACAGGAGAACUUCAGUGUAAAGCUGGGAACAGCCACUCCCUGCAAGAGUUUAAAGGACUUACCUCCACAGUCUAAGUCACAAAAGUGUUAGAAGCAAGGUUUCCUGAGCCCCUGAAGGAAGCCUCUCAGCAGCUCACAGAGACUCUCAGCUCUACUCGAAUUUUUUAAAUUCAAAUUAAAGCAUCAUAGUAGCCAUUAUUUGUGUUUGGAUUGGGGGCAGUCUCUAUUAUAAAGAAACUGUUACCAUCAUACAAUUGAAGUGUUCUCCUACAAAACAAUCAGGCUGUCUCAAAAAAAAAAGUUGAAAUUAACUGUGUAAUUGUAAUCCAGCACUGUUCAGACAUUUGGCAUCGUACGUUCUUAAAGCUACCUCCAUUUUUAUCAAAUAGCUGGAGAGUUUCUUAAAAAAAACAAUCAGUUUUCCUAAAUUUCUGCAAAUCCUGCAUGCAUAAAGUAAAACUUGUGCUGUACAUUUAUUAAAAUACAUUGUGCUGAUAAACACUCUACAACCACAAAGCCCUCUUCUGACAUAAUUUAACAUAAACAUGUAUGAUCCUAACUGCAGUGGUUUUUGGAACAGAAUAAAACUGUUUAAAGUGA